Messenger RNA from Papilio xuthus (Asian swallowtail), 5989 nucleotides. Its product is annotated as actin cytoskeleton-regulatory complex protein PAN1. The record is from RefSeq and is a predicted model, not a curated record. The transcript has 10 exons. The coding region runs from base 270 to 4331 and encodes 1353 amino acids. Lineage: Eukaryota; Metazoa; Arthropoda; Insecta; Lepidoptera; Papilionidae.
AAAAGAAAUGUUAUGCCAGCAGAGGGCGCCCGGGCCGUACUAAAGUCACCAUUAUUCAUAAAAAUUGGAAAAAUGUUAGAUGGAAUCUGUCGAAAAUGAAGAAUUCGGUUUUUCUGUUUCGUAGAACUUUAGAUGUGUAGUAAAUAAAUUUAUAAAUCAUAAUGAUUUAAUUUUAAGGCAGUGAAACCAUAAAAAAAGGUGGAGAGGGUGAUUUGAGUGUGGUAAAGUCAUAAGACUUGUGUCAUCUGUCUGAUUGCUCUUCCUUCAAGAUGGCUCCUCCACCGGAGUAUGAUAAGGAACCGAAAGCCCCAGAUAAAAGUGUCACAAAUAUUUCUACCGACGAUUCGAAAGUUUUAUACAAUCUAGUAAAGGAACAGCAAAAUAAUUCGGACCAUAAGCCUCCCAACGCCGCAGCUAAUGCUGAUGUUGAGAACAACAAGCACGUGGGGGCGCUGGACGACGGACAGUUGCGCGCCUUGCUGGACGAGGCCAUAGCGUACAAACGGCCCAAAGACCGCGAGGGCAAGAGCAGUCUAUUCAAGGAGCUACUUGAGGAGGUGGAGCAGGACGAGCAGGCUUGCGAGGCGGCGGCGCGCAGUGUGACAGGGCGGCGAGGCGCUCGUGGCAGCGGGGCAAGUGGGGGCGGUGGUGGCGGGGGCGGGUCGCACGGGCGGCGCGCGCUGCCGCACUCCAACUCGCUGCAGGACCUGAUGGCGGCCGCUCUCGCCGCAGAGCAGCCGCGCCAGCGUGCGCAUGCGCACCCCCCGCCCGCCUCGGUAUCUGCGCGCGCGCACCACGGUGGCAGCCUGCCCUCCGGCGUUGAUACUUCAUUCAUGCUGAGCGAGGAGCCGACUCGCGGCGGCUACCUGGCCACAGUAAGAUGUGUCAACCCGCCGCCGCUCGCCGAGCGCCGCGUCUCCGCCAGUGACGCCAACGGCCCCGCCGAGCUCGAGCACCUUAACAGACGGAGUAAGCCGAUGUUCCCGGUUACGUACACUGCACGCGCGACACUCGAGAUCGGCAGCGGCAGCGUGUGCUCCGGCCGCGCCGUCACCACCACCACGCCGUCCAACCAGGUGCGUACCCCGCCCCGCCCACCACUACAUCCCGCCCCAAGUCACGCCCCACACCACGCCCCAGCAGACAACAGGACGCAGAGGCUCAUGGACGCCCUCGCACCUAAACCACAGAGCCCCACAGCAACCAGUGCGCCCACUGAACACCUUCGCAGUCUCUCUACAUCUCCGCACCGCGCUCUGGUGGACGCAUUCGAACCUAAAACAAAUUCUAACCCCGAUGAUAAGGAAGCGAAGAUCAAAGAGUGUGAAACUAUUCGUGAUUUGCACCAAUCUUCAAAUAUCGUACUCAUGGAAGCAUUUAAACCUAAGUCAAAUAAUGCAAGUAAUAAGUCAACUGAAGUCGCUUCAACUCCAUACCAAAAAGAUGUUCUCAUGGAUAACCUCAAAUCGAACACAAAUAUUGAACCCCCGGGAAUGGAGGAGGAAUGUAGUACAUCUUAUAACCGCAGUAUGUCCCAAUCAUUACAUGGAAGCUCAUCGAAUUCAAACGAAUCUCUAAGAAAGAAUCCUUUAGAAGUCGCAAAUUCAGAAAUGUGGAUAAAAAACGUUAACAACUGGUACGAUGGAUUACAUAGUUAUUUUGGUCCAAAUGAUAUUCUAAUAAAUCGGAAUAAUACACAUCAAGAUCAACGCUUAAAUGAAUGCAGUAACAUUGAUAAUAAUAUACAAGUAAAUUAUAAUUAUGAAGAAAACCCUUCGAAUCCAUUUUUAGAUCUCAAUCAAGUUAUGCAAAAGUCUAAAAUGAAACGACAAGAAACGUACAGAGAAAAUAAAGAUGCAGUAAUCAAACAAUAUACGAGAAAAUCUCAUCCAUUUAUCUCAUGUUCAACUAAAAACAAAACAGAUUUAACACAGAAAUACACUGAAAUGAAGAAAACUCUAGUAGUACCAACUCUAGCUAAUCAUAAUAAUCCAAGAAAUUUUAGGAAUACGACAAUAGGUAAUAUUGAAGAAGAAUAUUAUGAAAAAACGAACAAAUCAAUAAAUAAUGGCGAUAAAGAAAAUAAUCAAGAGGAAAAGUUUAAAAAACAUAAUUUGAAUUUAGAAGUAAAUGAUGAUGAAGAAAAAUCGCCAAUUGCUUCCAAAUCCGAAGAUAAAAAAGAUUACGAAAUGAAAGACAUGUCAAAACUAUCUUUGAUUACUUCUGAGAAUAAUACUGAAAUUGAAUUACUAGAUUUUGCAAAUCGUAUAACAAAUGAAACAAAUUCAUUUUCAAAAUUCGUUGAAGAACAACGCAACUUUUUUAAGAAAUUAGAAUACAAUAAUAAUACAAUAACACCAAAAUCGAAUGAUAUCGAAUCAAAAAUAGAAGCUGUCAAAGAUAAAGAAAAUCAAAGAUUACGUAGUGAAGAAGAUAAAGAUUGUAAAAUUAAAAGUCAUACAAAAACGGACAAGGUAAUUUGGUUAAUUGACAAUAAAUCAGAAAUAAAUUAUCAUCCAAUGCUUUUAGACGAUAUAAUAUUAACUAAAUCUAAUAGUGAUGGCCUAUCUACUAACAAUACAGCUUUAAAAGAUGAGAAAAGUGAAAAAGAUAGUACUGAAAAAUUACAACUAUCAAUCACUAACACAGAACAGAUAGCAAAUGAUAAAAAGGCAAAGAGAACAGCACUUACAAUGCUACUACUCAAAAAUCUGUUCGAAAAAGACCAGUCUAUCUCUGGAAUAGAAUUGAAUGUGAAAGAGGUGGAUGCGGCGAUACCGUUCAGCUGCAUCACAACCCCGGAGGUUGUGGCCAGCUGUAACACCACGCCCGCGCACCCCGCGCACCCCGCGCUACCCGCACUCGCAGUCGACCCCAAGCCGCUGCAGCUGGGCUCGUGCUACCGCGCGGUGUCGUGCCUCACUGGCGAGCCGCUCCCCGACGCGACCGUCAGCGCCGCGCCUACUGCGCCCACCGCGCCCACCGCACCGCCCGCCGCGCCCACACACGAACAGCCUCGCAGCGUGAUAUCUAGCAGUCUGAACGGGCUGCCGCUAACGAGGUCGGGCUUCGCCACCGGCGCCUCCGCCUCCGCCGACGAAAGUAAGAAAUCGCUAGACGAAAACGGCAACUCAGUCCAGGGUUUCAGCUCACCGCUGUCCGGAUCUAGUCACAAUAAGAAGCCGCGGAGGAAAAAGUCCUCCAAGAACGAAACCGUCAUCAAGUCACAGGAGAUCGACGGCUAUCAGGGGAACAAGGAUCUGAACGAAGUGCUGCGCUUUAUCGAGUCCAACGCGGAGAGCGCCCGCUCACAUAAGGUGCGCGCCAAGCACAAGGACGACGAUGACAAGGGCAAGAAGCGCUCCACCGAGCGCCGAAAGGACAAGGAGAGCAAAGUAAAGCGCGCCUCGUCGCUCGAGGAGCUGUCGCGCACCACGCUCGCCGAUCUCACCGACCACACAGACAAGCCCGCGCCGCGCCCCGAGCCCGCCAAGCCCAAGCCCGAGCGCCGCUCCUGGGGCGAGGACUUCGCAGACAACGCCGCCGCCGCCGCCGCCUCCGCCGCACUCGAGCUCACAGACUUCCAGACCGUCACCAAGAAGCGCAAACCGCGCCGCCGCACUGACGAGCCCGAGCCGCCGCGCCGCGCGCGCCCCCCCGCCCCGCCUUCCGACCGCAGCAACGACUCCAACGACGACAUGGACUCCGUGCACUCGCUGCACUCGUUGCCCGCAGACGCGCCACCCGCGCGCCCCGCGCCCCCACACCCGCACGCCUCCUAUGCCGACAUCGCGCGCACGCGCCACAACAUCCCCGACCUCAUCGAGUCCUGCAACUUCUACGAGACCGAGGUGGGCGGCGAGCAGACGCGCACCGAGCCCGCGCCCGCCGCCGCCCCGCCCGCACCCGACGACUACCCCUCGCUGGAGGUGCUCGAGGCGCGCAAGAAACGCGACAAACCGCGCCCCGCCCGCAAGGAGCGCAACGAGGGCGACGCGCCCGCGCCAGACGUCGUGUCCGACCGCCGGCCCGCCGUCAUCCUGCUGGACCGCGCGUCGCGUCCCCACGACAUGGACGGCGUCACCUUCGGCUUCGACAUCAACGAGCAGCUGGUGGGUGCGCGCCGGCCGCGCUGCGACCUGGUGCGCGACGCGCUCGAGGGCGCCGUGCCGGUGCCGGUGCGCGCCGGCCCGCUGCGCUACCUGCCGCCGCCGCCGCCCCCGCCCGCGCACCAACACACGCAUCUGCUGCAGAUCGUCGACUACGUAGGCGGAGCGUGGGAGGACGUGGUGCGGUGCGGCGGCGGCAAGGUGCGCUACUUCAGCGAGUAGCCCGCGCUUGCGCUGCGCAGUGAAAGUGUUCAGUGCUAGUGAACUCCGUACUGUCUAUAACAGAUAUAAGAUAAACGCUUACGGAUGAGUGCGCGUCGGAUAUCGCCGCUUAUAUUUUUAUUAUAGUGAAUAAAUGAAUCGAUUCCGAACGGUAAUGGUGACUUUGGUCAGGAAGUGUUCCUAGUGCGUGUUCAGAACAUUUUGUGAACGAUGCAGAUGUUUCGACGUUCGUCGCGCGAUGUGAAUGUGAUCGCAGUGUUAAUGUUCUCUUUCUAAGUGAAUUUCGAAGCUUCGAAGUGGAUUGUCUCGCUCUAAUACUCUGUGGAGUCCAUGUUAGCGUUUUCGCUGUGAUUAAAAAAAGUUUUGCGCUAUGUAUAUAAAAGGACUAGAGCUUACGUGGGCAUUUAACUAUCACAUUUGCACCUAUAUGUAAAGAAAAAAAUGAAAAAAACAAGAGAUUGCGAUCCUACCUGCAAUUGUUUUGUCUUGAGGACGCUUUAUUUAUUUGUUUGGUGUAUGAAAAAUGGCCUGGUACAUAGCCCGUGUUGUAUGGUAAAUAAAACAUGUAUUUUGUCUGUGCAUUUCCUUUUGAAGUUUUUUAAACUGCCGUUAGAAGCUAGCUUGUUUAAUUGACAUGACUGGAUUGAAUAUGUUCUCUCUUUGAUAGGUUGUUGAGACUGUGAAUUUUCAUUGCCAAAAGUUUAACAAAGAUACAUUAUUGUCUUUGUUAAGUCUAUGAAAAGGAUGAAAAUAUGUUUUUGUUCAGAUGUUUUGGCAAUGGAAACUCAGAGAUAUGAAACAAGUCUAUGUAUCAGGUCAAUGUACAAGUAGCCCAUUGUGACAAUAACAUCCAUUGGGUUGGUAACAAUUUUGUUUCUGUUAAUGUUUAUAAUGCUUGAGUUUUGUUAUUUAAUCACAUAUAAUAGAUUUCUUUCUCUAAUCAGCUACUCACUUCUUAAUUUGUUAUGUAAUUUUUAAGUUUUACUGCUGCAAAUUGUAUAUAAGAUAUAAAUAAGACCCCAUGUUCUAUACGACAGUGUUGUACUCUGUUAAACAAGUGUGAUGGACUCUUACAACAAAAUGUUAUUUAAAUUAUGUUCAGUAAGAGUUUGGAGGGAUUCCUAAUGUUUUAACCAUUUAUCGUGGCCUAUCUUACAUCUUUGCCUUAUUUAUAUCAUCACAUUUCAGCAAACACAAUGCCAAGUAAUAAUCAAAUUGAAAAUGUUACUAUAACAUUAUUUUUAUACUUCUAAAUGAGAUUUGGUGUAAUUUAUAAACAAUUAGAUAUCAAUAUUGGCAAUUUUAGUUUGUUUGCAAAAAUAUUUGCGUACAACACCGUUUGCAAAAAUACUUAUCUCGAAAUUUUGCCAUUAUUCAAGAACGAAGUUCAGAAGAGCUAAAUAAGCUGUCAAGAUUUAUAAAAUAUAUUGCAUCAGUUCAUUGACCUCUAUAUACUGGAUAGUCUACAGGUCAUGCUGUUUAGUGAAAAUUUCAUUUUCCCUGUUUUGACUCUAAAGUCAGGUAGUAGCUGGAAAAGCUGUCCAGCCGCUAUAGAGGUCAAUGCAUCAGUCGCAAUCUCAAUGACCAAACUGAGAUUUAUUGUAAUGUAUAAUAUUUUUCAAAUAUCAUGGUGGCUCAAGGUCAGCUGCGUCGUCCUC